This is a messenger RNA of Symbiodinium pilosum, 2313 nucleotides long. The record is from the annotation of a GenBank genome assembly. NCBI's taxonomy places the organism in Eukaryota, Dinophyceae, Suessiales, Symbiodiniaceae.
AUGCUGUACAACGAGUGCACCGAGGAGCUUCACCGCCGUGACCCAACGGACAUAGAGCUCUUCCGGACAGUUGAGAUUAAGACUGGGCGAGAGAUGAUCCCGCUUCGUGAGAUCCCUCGCAGCAUCUUCUGCCUGCAAGGCCUGCGCUGCUUGGACUUCACGGGACAUCCACUGGUCCGCGUUCCGCCGGAAAUCCGGCUUCUAAAGUCUUUGAAGAGGCUGUGUUUUGUCUCCACAGAGAUCACGGAGUUGCCAGAGGAGAUAUGUGAGCUGCAGAAUCUGCAGCAGUUUCUGGUAAGCUGUUGUCCAAUUCGCCGCUUGCCUGAGGGCUUGUGCAAAUUGGUGCGGCUGUGGGACUUCUACUUCGAUGGCAACCAAUUAGAAGAACUGCCGCAGCAGUAUCCUCCCUUGGUCAACGGCAUCAAGGUUUCUGGCAACCUGCUGCGGGAAAUUCCCGAGGCUGUAGGCGGCCUUCCUGAUGUCAAAUGCAUUCGCGCCUAUGCAAACAAGCUGGAGGCACUGCCUGAUUGCAUAUGCCAGCUGGACCGAACCGUUGAGAUGUCUCUCCAGGGAAACUUCUUGGAGCAUUUGCCGAAGGAUAUCGGCAUGCUGCAGAAUUUGCAAUACAUGUCUCUUCACGACAACCUCCUCCGCACCCUUCCAGACUCGCUUUUGGAUCUGUCGGAGUUGCGUUGGCUGUACCUCUAUAACAAUCGCCUGCAAGAGCUACCACGCGGUCUGACCACGAGGCUUCAUCAGCUAGAGCGGCUGCUGGUCGAAGCCAAUCCGUUAUCAGAGGCAGCCGUUGCCGACCUCGUUGGCCAGCGGGGUGCACUGCGAGUGCUUGGUCUGGAUACCGAGCAGGCUUCGAGUGCGGCCUUCCGCAGCGAGUGCCUCCCACCCUGGGUUUCGGUCGGAUGGAUGCUCCCUUGGCACAGGUUGUAUGCAAAGUUGCAGCCGGCCUCGCAGCUCAAACGACGUCAAGGUGUUCAGCCUGUACAUGGCGAUCUUCCCAAAACUCCCACCCAUGAUGUCUUGGUGGUUGCGUUUGCGGCAAGCCAAGCAGAGCCGGAAUGGCUGGGAGUUUUGAGUCAAGUCUACUCCGGUGAUGUCUCUAUCGCAGAAGCGGAGAUUCAAGUUUGCAUGGACGACAUGGGCAAGUUCACCAGCCUGUUCCGAAAGCUGCACGGCCGCGACCUCCAGGAUGACAAUGAAAAGGACUUGGAGUGCCUGGCUUCGACCUGCUGGCUCUCAGCUCCGGCGCACAGCAGCAGGCACAAUGGCGAAGUCCUGCAAGACUUUGACGUCCUGACCCUCUGCGACACAGGGGCACAGUGGUAUACGGAUACCAGCGAGAGGCAGCAGCUCGAGCUUGAGAAGCGGCUCAGGGAAUUCGUCCCGAGAUAUAAAAGAGUCAUCCUGUUGGGCGUGUCAAUGGGAGGCUUCGGAGCGCUGUCAAACUCCCACCUGGCCACCUCCGUGUUGGUCUUCGGACCGCAGACUGACCUGACUGUCAGCCACCUGCGGCCAGGAUUUAGCCCACAGGAGCUUGAGAGGAUGACUGACAACCUCAAAGCUCGAGUGCAGCAAGCCCUCACCCGGGGAGUACACUUUCAGUACCAUGUCGGCGCAGAAGAUCAUCUUGCCUACGCCCGGAGGCUGCCACUGCCUCACAGCUGCUUUGUCGUUCAUCCUGUUGAAGGCCGCAUUGCGCGGCUUCUCGAGCGCGCAGGGAUCCUGUGGUCCCUGCUGGUGAGGAGCAUUGCUCGCGAGCAGCGGCUUGCCCGAGGAGUUGAAGCUGGCACAUCGUCGUUGGCGCAUGAGGAGUUGCCUGAGGGCGCAGCGCGUGCCUGGCAGCUGGAGGACAAAGAGGAGACUGUGCCUUUGGGACUUUGGGGGUACGGCGGCAAGCUCUGCAUCUGCCAUGUCUCUCCAUUCCACCUCUGUCAAAUCUGCCGUUUUCCUCCACGUGCUGGGGACUGGUUCUGCAGCACCUGCUUAGCCCACAACGUGGGAAAGGCAAACGCGUGCCGCAAGUGCAACGACCGGAGUGAGGCAGGUGUCGUUGCCAAGGCAUGGCGAAAGGAAGACCUUAAGGCUUCUCUUGGACACAACGUCGGCACUGUGGCGCAGACGUCUUCCAGCACUUCGGCGGCGACGUCGACUGGAACGUUUUCUUUGGGGCUAAGUUCGCUCCAAAGCUUGCUCGUCAGGCUGGGGAAAAUGCUGCAAGGAAAUUUGGGAUCUUUUCUCGUGAUUCUUGCAGCCUGGUGCAUUGCUCGGACUCUCAAGCGAAGGAGAUCGCUGAAGUGA